Molecule: messenger RNA, 396 nt
Organism: Vicia faba (fava bean)
Lineage: Eukaryota; Viridiplantae; Streptophyta; Magnoliopsida; Fabales; Fabaceae
Source: the annotation of a GenBank genome assembly
AUGGUUAUCCCUAUUUCCACCACUAGCAUCCCACCUCCACUCCAACCAAGCCACCACUCUUUUCCUCCAUCAAUUCCGUACAACGUCCAUAACAACCAAUCAACCUUCAUCUUCUGUUCACCUCACAAACAACAAUUACCGGCACCGCCCUUUCACUUCUCCAUCAAAACAGACCCACACGGUCCUGCCAUCACAAACUGCAAUCCAGGAUUUCCAGAGCCUCCCUCAACAAAUCAGCCACCAUUGCAAACUGCCUCAUUACUGGUCUUCCUCUCUGCAAGCAUUGCUCCAGCCGGUACUACCUCUGUCGGCAUCGUAUCACACCUACGACUUCGACACUUUCUGUUCAGCAACAACACUUCUUCUGUCAAGUUGGUUUCUGAAAAUCGUUUCUAG